This is a messenger RNA of Serinus canaria (Common canary), 2331 nucleotides long. RefSeq names its product secretory carrier membrane protein 2 (gene SCAMP2). Gene Ontology annotation, biological process: protein transport. Gene Ontology annotation, cellular component: trans-Golgi network membrane; recycling endosome membrane. The transcript has 9 exons. The record is from RefSeq and is a predicted model, not a curated record. Bases 89 to 1090 code for a protein of 333 amino acids. Lineage: Eukaryota; Metazoa; Chordata; Aves; Passeriformes; Fringillidae.
ACGUCACGCGGCUCCCGGUCACGCGGGUGCCCCGGAAGCGCCAGGAGCGGCGGCGGCGGCGGGAGGGGAGCAGCAGCGGACCGCGCCCAUGUCGGGCUUCGACACCAACCCGUUCGCCGACCCGGUGGACAUCAACCCCUUCCAGGACCCCUCGGUGACACAGCUCACAAACACCAGCCAAAGUGGCUUGGAUGAAUUCAACCCCUUUUCCGAGAGCUCCCAGCGGACAAAUGCGGCGCGGACGACGCCGGCGGUGCAGCCCUCAGGACACUCGCAGCCCGCCGUGCUGCAGACAUCUGUGGAGCCCACACCACAGGCCGUGGCUGCAGCAGCACAGGCAGGGCUGCUCCAGCAGCAGGCAGAGCUAGAGAGGAAGGCAGCUGAGCUGGAGAAGAAGGAAAGGGAACUGCAGAGCCACGCAGCCAGCAUUGACCCGAGGCAGAACAACUGGCCUCCUCUGCCCAAGAGGUGUCCCAUCAAGCCCUGCUUCUAUCAGGAUUUCUCUGCAGACAUCCCAGCUGACUACCAGCGGAUAUGCAAGAUGCUCUAUUACUUGUGGAUGUUGCAUUCCAUCACCCUGCUCCUAAACCUGCUGGCUUGCCUGGCAUGGUUCACAGUGGACAACAGCAGAGGAGUGGACUUUGGUCUCUCCAUUCUGUGGUUAAUUUUAUUCACCCCUUGUGCCUUUCUCUGUUGGUACCGACCAAUUUACAAGGCUUUCAGGUCUGACAGCUCCUUCAGCUUCUUCGUCUUCUUUUUCAUCUUCUUCUGCCAAAUAGCAAUCUACAUCAUCCAGGCUGUUGGAAUUCCUGGCUGGGGAGACAGCGGCUGGAUCGCGGCGCUGUCGGAGGUGCACGGCAACGUGGCCGUGGUGGUGAUCAUGAUGGUGGUGGCAGCCUUCUUCACGCUCUGCGCCAUCCUCUCCCUCUUCCUCCUCAAGCAGGUGCAUUCCAUGUAUCGGCGCACAGGAGCCAGCUUCCAGAGGGCCCAGGAGGAGUUUUCCCAAGGCAUCCUCACCAACAGGAGCUUCCAGAAUGCAGCAGCUGGGGCAGCCUCCUCAGCUGCACACAGUGCUUUCAGAGGAAACUAACCCUGCCCAGCAAAUCCAGCCCUUCUUCCCAGCAAAUCCAGCCCUUCCUCCUGGGCUGCCUCCUUCUCGCUUCCUCUGCCCUCAUCUCCCCAACCUUCUGUUUUUUUUGUUUUCUGAAAAUGCACUUUUUUUGGGGGUACCAUGUGAGCUCUGUGAUGCAGACACUCCUGAUGAGAAGAGGUUGGGGUUUUUUUUGGCUUCAGCUGAGCUACGGUUUGGAUGAUUCGUUUUCCCUGUCUUGUUUUAGGGUGUGGGGAGAUGGGGGAAGACAUUCUCUGAGGCAAAUAUUCCUCUCUCCAGGACUUUCCAGGUGUUUGUCUCUUCCUCCCCUCACUCUGUCUGUAGCAGGAAGAUGAGGGGAAGCAGGUUUUUGAUUUUACUCUCUCUUCUCUUGGCCUUUGCUAUGAAGAAUUUGAUUAUCUGCUGUUUUGGGGGGGUUUUGUAACGUGCAUGUAGUUGAUGUCGUUAAUUUUAAGAACAGAAACUGUACUUUGGGGUUAUUACACUCACACAAUGCUGUAUUUUGACCUCAUAACUGCUGGGCUUCCUGAGAGCCACCCAGGAAAAUCUGGGAGCAGGGGGGAGUUUGGGGGGGGGGGAAUGUAUUUCCCCUGGUCCCCCCAGGGCACAUCCCUUGCUUCCACAAGGAUUCUGCAGGUGCCAGCCAGCCCUGGGCAUGGAGAGGGGGAGAAGGGAUCAGUGAAGGCUGAGUCUUCUCAGUGGCUUGAGACCAGGAGAGGGAGGGCAAAAGGGAUUUUGGUUUGGCUCCCAGCUCCAGUUUGGGGCAGCUGAGGAUGCCGGGUCACACAGUGCCUGUGACACCCUUCUCCAGCUAACCUUGAAUGAGUCUUUCUCCAGGGAAGGCUCCUCCCUGCCUUCCUCCUCACGAGUUUAAUUUUUUUUUAGCUGGGAAGGAACUGUUUCCAUGUGUGUUCAGAGAUGGGAUGUCCCUCGGGACGCAGGGGCGGAUGGGGGCAGGUUCACAGCUCUCCUUCCCUCAGCCCCGGGGGUGUCGGGGGGGUUUGAUGCAGGUUUGGCUUUGCGGUGCCCCUUUGCCGGGCUGGGGGUUGGAUCAGACCCCCCUCCUGUGCCGGUGAGGGGCGGCGGGGGGCGCUGCCAUACAGAAAUCGGUAUUUUUACACCCUUUUCCUCCUGUAUUGUUGGAAUUUUUUUUUUCCCCUGGCGUCUGAUCUUUUACUGUUUAAAAAAUUAUUAAUAAAAAAUUGUUCAUGUGGUCCAGA